GCGCUGGCAUGGACGAUCUGUGGACGGCAUACGAGGCGUGGGCGAGUCCCGUGGGAGACAGUAUUCUGUCAUUCAUGGACCCGUCUGGCGGGUACAAGCAGUCUGCGAUUGCAUCGUGGCCGUUGGGAGACUUCAGCACAGCUCUUGCCGUCGCGUUCGGGUACCUUGCGUUCGUCGUGGUUGGCACUGCAAUCAUGAAGGCGGGUGUGCCUGCGAUCAACAUCACAGCGUUGCAGUUCGUGUACAACCCUGUCCAAGUCCUCGUGUGCUCGUACAUGUGUCUGGAAGCGGGCAUCCAAGCCUAUCGCAACCACUACACGUUCAUGCCAUGCAACCCGUACAACAAAGCGAACCCGGUGAUGGGAAACGUUCUGUGGCUUUUCUACGCGUCCAAGUCGCUCGACUUCAUGGACACGGUGUUCAUCAUUUUGGGCAAGAAGUGGAAGCAGCUCUCCGUCUUGCACGUGUACCACCACUUGACUGUGUGGAUUGUGUAUUGGCUGCUCUUCCGCGUCAUGUACGACGGCGAGAUUUACAUGACGAUCUUGCUCAACGGCGCGAUCCACACGAUCAUGUACAUGUACUACUUUGUCAGCGCGCACACCAAGACGAUCUGGUGGAAGCAGUACUUAACCGUGCUCCAGCUGCUCCAGUUCGUCACCAUGAACGUCCAAGGGUUCCUCGUCCUGUACAAGUCAUGCCCGACCGUCCCGUUGAACGUGUCGAUUGCGUACAUGGUGUACGUGCAGUCGCUGUUUUGGCUCUUUGUCUACUUCUUCAUCACGUCGUACUGUGGAGCGGGGCGGACGCGCCACCCCGCCGCCAUCGAGAAGAAGGCCGUGUAAACACUCGAUCAUCCAUGCUGUCAUAGAUUUGUUUG
This is a messenger RNA of Aphanomyces invadans, 880 nucleotides long. RefSeq lists its product as hypothetical. The record is from RefSeq and is a predicted model, not a curated record. NCBI's taxonomy places the organism in Eukaryota, Oomycota, Saprolegniomycetes, Saprolegniales, Verrucalvaceae. The coding region runs from base 9 to 845 and encodes 278 amino acids. Gene Ontology annotation, biological process: very long-chain fatty acid biosynthetic process; sphingolipid biosynthetic process; fatty acid elongation, saturated fatty acid. The transcript has 2 exons. Gene Ontology annotation, cellular component: endoplasmic reticulum membrane. Gene Ontology annotation, molecular function: fatty acid elongase activity.